Spodoptera exigua (beet armyworm) is the source of this 1103-nucleotide messenger RNA. The record is from the annotation of a GenBank genome assembly. NCBI's taxonomy places the organism in Eukaryota, Metazoa, Arthropoda, Insecta, Lepidoptera, Noctuidae.
GAUCUUGCUCACCAAGUUAUUAUGUAUUUAUUUUAUAUAUUUUGAAAGAAAAUAAUAACUUGAACGAUAAUUAACAUAUACAAAAUGGCUUUAAUAAGACGUUGUGUGCCCUUACUUACAAAAGUCGUUCGAAUUCACCCCAUUACAGUGCAAAACCAAAAGAUACACAGAUGGGUUGCCCCAACAUUGAUGGAGCUGAAACGUCGUGAAAAUAAAGUUGGCAAGAAAAUAAACCCAAGGAACACGUAUCUGGAGUGGAAUUUAGAAGCAGAACUAUACGGCUUUGCACGACGUUUGAAUGAAGAAUUUGAUUCCGAUUUAUUAUUACAAGCAUUUACAGAUAGAUCUUAUGUUAUUAAAGAAGAGAUGAAGCAAAAAGAGAUGGAUUUCGAUAUUAAAAUGAAAGACAACAGAGAACUAGCUGAGAAAGGAGAUCAAUUUAUAAAUGCCUACAUCCAGAAUUAUUUGGAGACUGUGUUGCCAAAGUUCCCGAUGGAAGGAGUAAAAGGUGUAAGGAGUUUCUUGGUCAGUGAGGACACUUUAGCAAAUAUAUCCCUGAAUUUGGGCACCAAAGAUAUCAUUCUAGCUGCUGAAUAUCCAGUGGACAACUACAUCCUAGCAACUAAUUUCAAGGCAGUGGUUGGAGCUCUGCUUGAGUCAUCUGGUGAGGAGAGGGCAGCACAUUUUGUCAGAGAUUUUGUCAUCACUCAGUUAAAUGGUCAGGAUGUGAAUGAAUACUUCCCGAUAGAAGACCCAUGGUCUAUGCUGGUUGAUAUAAUGAAAAGAGAAGGCGUUACUCUUGAGCCCAGGCUUAUUGGUGAGGUGGGCCGGAACACCCUGUUGGCGUGCUACAGGGUCGGCCUCUAUGUCGAUAAGAAGAUGGUUACUUCAGGUUUCGGCGAAACUGUUGCGAUAGCUAAAGAAAUGGCCGCGAGAGAAGCUCUGAAAAAGAUAUUCGGUACUGAGGACCAUAUGAAACCAAUUGACUUCAAAAUAGAAGGCAUACCCAAGCCAUCGUCCCAAACACGCUACCAGAUAUCAGCCAGUUGAAUUAGAACUUUGUUUUAAUGUAGAAUUAGGAUUAAAGUUGUAUAUUAUUUAUA